AUGACACUUUUGCUUCGAAGGUUAAAUAUUAGCAAUCUUACUCGAGGAUCAAUUCUAAAGGUCAAGAUAUCUACUUCAAGAUCUAUACAUUUAAACUCGAGACCACUAUUAACAUUAAAGGCACCACAAUUAAGUUUUAAAGUGAACCCAUUGACCAAUUGGCCUUAUUAUAACAAAAGAACUUAUUCUUCUUCAGCAUUGAACGAUGUUCCUGCUACUAGUGCAAAGACAGUAAAUAAAAAAAAGCCGCCUCCCAAAAAAGUGCUUUUUGAGUUGAAAAGAAUAUUUGAGUUAGCUAAGCCUGAAAGUAAAGUGCUCUUCUUGGCAUUGGCUUUAAUUUUAAUAUCCAGUGGUGUAAGUAUGCUAAUCCCAUCGGUGAUUGGAAAACUGUUGGAUGUUGCACAGAAGAACGUUACAAUUAAAGAAGGAGCAGUGGGAGAAAACAUAGUAACAGUGGAAAAAAAUGAAAAAGAACUUGAAGAUGACAAAGAUGAUACUAUAUUGUUUGGACUUACAUCUGUGCAAUUUUAUUCUUGCCUAGGGUUAAUUUUUGUUAGUGGUGCCAUUGCUAAUGUUUCUAGAAUUAUUUUGUUGAAAGUUACCGGUGAAAAAAUUGUAGCUAGGCUAAGGACGAGGCUAUUGAAAUCAGUAUUAUCACAAGACGCUACAUUUUGGGAUAAGAACCGUACUGGUGAUAUUAUUUCUAGAUUGAGUGCUGAUUGUUCGAUUGUUUCUAAAACUAUUACUACAAAUAUAAGUGAUGGUUGCAGAGCGGUAUUGCAAGGUGCAGUUGGUGUGGGCAUGAUGGGCUAUAUAUCUUGGCAUUUGACCUGUGUAAUGCUGUUGCUAAUUCCACCUAUAGGUGUGAUGGCUGGUAUUUAUGGGAGAAGGGUUAAAAACUUAUCAAGAGACUUGCAAAAGCAAAUUGGGGAUUUAACAAAAGCUAGUGAGGAGCAAUUGAGUGCUGUUAAAACCAUUCAAAGCUAUGGAGCCGAAAGAUUAGAGAUUCAUAGGUAUGCUGGUGAAGUAAGAAAGGUUUUCAAUGUGGGUUUCAAAGAAGCGUUAACGAGUGGUGGUUUUUUUGGAGCCACUGGGUUAAUGGGAAAUAUUGCGUUAAUAGCAUUAUUAGUUAGCGGUACUUCGAUGAUUUCUAGCGGAUCAUUAAGUGUUGGUGAUUUAUCAAGUUUCAUGAUGUAUGCUGUUUACACAGGUAGUUCCUUAUUUGGGUUAUCCAAUUUUUAUAGUGAAUUGAUGAAAGGUGCAGGCGCAGCAACAAGAGUUUUUGAAUUAUAUGAUAAACAACCGUUAAUACACCCUACUCUGGGUAAAAUUGAAUUUGCGAAAACAUUUGGUAGUAAAACACCAAUAAUUAAGUUUGAAAAUGUCAGUUUUAAAUACCCAACUAGACCAGAUGUUAAUAUUUUUAAUCAUUUAAAUUUGACCAUUUACCCUGGUGAACAAAUUUGUAUCGUGGGUCCUAGUGGGGGCGGUAAGUCCACUAUAAUGUCGUUACUACUAAGAUUAUAUGAUGUAGAUAAGGGACAGGUAAUGAUUGGUGAUUAUGAUAUUCGUGCUUUCAAUUUAAGAAAAUAUCGUAGAAUGUUGGGUGUUGUUCAACAAGAACCAAUGUUAUUUAAUGGUACAAUCUUAGAUAAUAUUCUGUAUGGGUUGCCGAAAAGGGAUGAGUAUACUAAAGAACAAAUUAUGGAAGCGUUACAAAAAGCUAAUUGUGAAAAAUUUUUGAUUGGAUUCCCGGAUGGGCUAUACACACAGGUGGGACCUAGGGGUACCCAAUUAAGUGGUGGCCAGAAGCAAAGAAUAGCUUUAGCUAGAGCAUUUUUAAUGGAUUCGGACAUACUACUAUUAGAUGAAGCCACCAGUGCUUUAGACACACAAAGCGAACAAGUUGUUGCUAAAUCUUUGUUAGAAAGAGCAGAAAGAGGGAAGACUACAGUAUCUAUUGCGCACAGAAGGAGUACAAUUGAGAAUAGUACAAGGGUGAUUGUUUUGAAUAAAGAGGGCGGUGUGGCUGAAUCGGGCACAUUUUUAGAAUUAAUAUCCGACCCUGAAUCAGAUUUAAAUGCGCUACUAGCUAGUAAAGGAGUAUAA
Saccharomycodes ludwigii is the source of this 2109-nucleotide messenger RNA. RefSeq names its product ATP-binding cassette permease MDL1 (gene MDL1). Gene Ontology annotation, cellular component: membrane. The record is from RefSeq and is a predicted model, not a curated record. The coding region runs from base 1 to 2109 and encodes 702 amino acids. Gene Ontology annotation, biological process: transmembrane transport. Lineage: Eukaryota; Fungi; Ascomycota; Saccharomycetes; Saccharomycodales; Saccharomycodaceae. Gene Ontology annotation, molecular function: ATP binding; ABC-type oligopeptide transporter activity; ATP hydrolysis activity. The transcript has a single exon.